Messenger RNA from Bursaphelenchus xylophilus (pine wood nematode), 508 nucleotides. NCBI's taxonomy places the organism in Eukaryota, Metazoa, Nematoda, Chromadorea, Rhabditida, Aphelenchoididae. The record is from the annotation of a GenBank genome assembly.
AUGUCACAAAUCUCUACUUUGGAACAGAUCACCAACCUCGUCUCUUCUGAUGGUCUCAUUGGUGCUCUGCAGGCUCUUGGUUGUCUGCCCAAAGACCCUUGUUGCGAGAAAUGUGGGCACAUUAUGGUAUUACGUACUCGGGGCCGUUCUAUGGAUAAAUACGAGGUAUAGUGUGCAUAUGUACUUCUUCAGUUAUAGUUUCGGUGCCGCAAAGAGGGAAUUAGAAUGUUUAGUAGUAGAACGUUUAGAUCAAGCCCCCUACGUUUUAGAUGAAGCCCCCUACGUUUUAGAUGAAGCCCCCUACGUUUUAGAUGAAGCCCCCUACGUUUUAGAUGAAGCCCCCUACGUUUUAGAUGAAGCCCCCUACGUUUUAGAUCAAGCCCCCUACGUUUUAGAUGAAGCCCCCUACGUUUUAGAUGAAGCCCCCUACGUUUUAGAUAAACCCCCCUACGUUUUAGAUCAAGCCCCCUACGUUUUAGAUCAUGCCCCCUUACGUUUUACAAAUUAG